CGGUAGUCAAGGACGGUCGAAGGAUUUCACGGUAGCCCGUCUGACGCGUAGCCGCAGAAUGACUCCACGGCGCUGAUCGAAGGCUGUUGAGUGGCUGAGGCAGGUGUCGAGUUAGCUUCACUGGUAACGUGCAAUGAAAAACAAUUGUGAUACCGACAAACAGCGCGGCCGUGGCUUGCAUAUGGGAGUAACCACUCCCAACAAUCAGGCAACACGCUGGCAGAAAGACCGCGACUGCUCCACCAACUCCAGACCGAACACGGUCGAAAGCAAACAGACGUCAUGGACAGAUGAUUUUCCGGGAUAAACGGAAAUAAAUAACUGUAAAACUCACCUUGCUUUGCGCUACCCGGAGAUCAAGGACUGUCUGUCCUGACAAGGUGUGACGUGGGCGAAGGCGACCGGGAUCACGGAUUUCUC
Aspergillus neoniger CBS 115656 is the source of this 420-nucleotide messenger RNA. RefSeq lists its product as uncharacterized. The transcript has a single exon. The record is from RefSeq and is a predicted model, not a curated record. Lineage: Eukaryota; Fungi; Ascomycota; Eurotiomycetes; Eurotiales; Aspergillaceae. The coding region runs from base 134 to 307 and encodes 57 amino acids.